GUGCUGCGACAGUGUAACAAAUGUGAAGCUCACAUACUAAGGAGGAAGACUAACGUCUGCCGAUUCCACACACCUUAGGUGCAUUCAUUUAUUUUUCACCUCCUGAAAUCCCUAAAGGAUUUUACCUUCUUGCUUUAUGUCCUCAGCUUGUUGACUAAUAGGACUCUGGAGAGACGUUCGUACAAGUGGUUUCUCUGGGGAAUAUGUGGAGCCUGAAGACAAUAACACAGAAAUAUAAGUCUUACCAGCUUGGUUUGUGUCUGUCAUGAUUUUAAUACCCUUAAUGAUGAAGGGUAUUUACGUCUUUAGUGUCUUGGCACUUCUGAUCACUUUCCUUAUGGUCUUUUACUCAACAUUAAAUCUAGAGACCGCCAAAAGUUACACGUCUGAAGUGAAGUUGUUUUCAAAGGUCGAGGACCAGAAUUUGGAUAUACUGCUUUCAGAGCCACAAAGCUUUACCCUACCUGAGCCUGAUGUCGACAACGUCUCUGUUUCAGAAAGCUUCAGACAGACAAUACCUCAAAAUGGAGCAUACUGGAACCGCCUAUUAUACUCUAGACUGAAAAAUCUUGGAAAGAGGGAAUCCCCUUUAAGAGACAAAUUGUCUUGGUCUAAGUGCAGGCAGGCCAAUGAAGAAAGUCUAAAAAUCAACGUGCAUAACUUCAAUAGCUAUCCUGCCCCGUUCCAGGACUUUUUGCGUGUCAUGGACUGCAGAUCCUCUGCUGCCCUUGCCCUUUUACCUCACAAGUGCCUCCCUAUAGAAAGUGAUGGAGAAAACCAAACUCUACUGCUUUUUGCCAUCAAGUCAAACCCUGGGAAUUUUGAGCGAAGACAAGCGGUGCGAGAAACCUGGGGCCAAGAGAUGCUGUAUCCUAAUGGACUCCAGAUUCGGAGAGUAUUUAUUUUGGGCAACCCCUAUCCAGAGGACCCUAACCUCGGCCCGCUGCUUUCAUUUGAAAAAGAAUACUUUGGGGAUAUUUUGCAAUGGGAUUUCCAAGAAUCCUUUUUGAACCUGACACUAAAAAUGAACUUGUUCCUACCAUGGACGCUAAAACACUGUCCUCAUGCCUCCUUUGUCUUUAGUGGUGACGAUGAUGUGUUUGUCAACACUCCUGCACUGGUCACCUAUCUGCAGUCUUUGGAGCCUUCUAAAGCAUCUCGGGUGUAUGUGGGACAUGUCAUCAACUCAGCAGGUCCAAUCAGAGACCAGAAAAGCAAAUACUACAUCCCCACGAGCUUCUACAAUGGUCCAUACCCUCCUUAUGCUGGUGGAGGUGGCUUUCUGAUCUCUGGAGCUUUGUUGAAACCCCUGUACUCUGUUUCUUUUGUCAUUCCUUUCUUUCCCAUUGAUGACGUGUACAUCGGUAUGUGUGCUAAAGCUCUGGGAGUUUCUCCUCAGGGACAUGCAGGCUUUCAGACCUUUGACGUCAAGGAGGAGGACCGUGACAACUUGUGUAUACACAAAAACCUGAUUCUGAUCCAUCAGCGUUUACCAAAGCAGUUGAUGUACCUGUGGAAGGGCAUUCACAGCCCCUUAUUGUCUUGUUAAAAUCUGACAUUUCAGCUGAGCUGACAUUUCAGCAUUGACAAGAGGCUCUCUCACUGUCUAAUGUUGCAGAACUAUUUUUGUUAAUAAGCAAUUCUACUUGUUUAUUGCUGACAUUUUAUGAAGAAAAAAGGCAAAGAUAAUCCAUCUUAACUUUUUUAGAAAACUAGUUUUUACUACUAGACUUUAUGUUAAGUUAUAUAAUAAGUUGUCAAAGUUGUUUAACAGGCGGAAAUCAAUAAACGACAUGGUGGAAGAGUUGUUGAUGUAUGGUGUCUGUUUUUUCUCUGUGUGUGUGUGUGUGUGUGUGUGUGAAUUUACUUAAUUUACUGCAGGUCUCCACAUAGUCCAAAAAUGUAGAUUGAGGACAAGGACAAGUGGACACUGAUGACUGCUAGGAUUGGCUCCAUCUUCCUUUUUGGCCCUCAAAGAAUAAAGUGGAAGAAAAAAAAACAAAUGACAAAAUUAAAUAUGACAAGUGACCUAGUCAUUUGUCAUGUUGCAUUGUACACAGGUCAAGUAAGUGUAUGCAAAUUAUAUGUAAAAAAAACCCCACUAAAAAUAUAUAUAUAAUAUUAUUUAUUUAGCAUCUCUUUCUUGAUGAUUAAAGCUGAUUACAUUUUUUACACUGCAUGCCUUUCCACUCAGUUAAAUAAUAGUUGGCUAAAAUUAUUAUUAUCUGCACUUUCACUGUAUUUCAAAUACAGCCAAUGAAGCUGCUGG
Cynoglossus semilaevis (tongue sole) is the source of this 2269-nucleotide messenger RNA. RefSeq names its product UDP-GlcNAc:betaGal beta-1,3-N-acetylglucosaminyltransferase 2, like (gene b3gnt2l). The transcript is spliced from 2 exons. Gene Ontology annotation, molecular function: protein N-acetylglucosaminyltransferase activity. Gene Ontology annotation, cellular component: Golgi membrane. The record is from RefSeq and is a predicted model, not a curated record. The coding region runs from base 266 to 1549 and encodes 427 amino acids. Gene Ontology annotation, biological process: poly-N-acetyllactosamine biosynthetic process; protein O-linked glycosylation. Lineage: Eukaryota; Metazoa; Chordata; Actinopteri; Pleuronectiformes; Cynoglossidae.